This is a messenger RNA of Eruca vesicaria subsp. sativa (arugula), 880 nucleotides long. The record is from the annotation of a GenBank genome assembly. NCBI's taxonomy places the organism in Eukaryota, Viridiplantae, Streptophyta, Magnoliopsida, Brassicales, Brassicaceae.
CUAAAAAAAAACACUCAUUUCUCUCUAUUGUUAAGAAAAACAAGAAAAACCCUCAGAGAAAAUUCAAGAUGGGGAGCUUAGGAGAAGAAGAUUUGGAGAAGCUUGUGAUCGAUUACAUUGAGUCUCCGAUCAUCUCUGAUGAUGUGGAGGAACAACCUUCAAGAGUUCUUAUCACUCUUCAGGAUGUUCUUGGGACAAAAGAAGAAAAAGAAAAGCAGAUUGAAGAUAAGUUAAAGUCGAUUAUCAGAAGAAAUAAAUUAUCAUACAAAAGAGAUGAUGAGAAGAAAGAUGUCAUGAAAAAGAUAGUGUCAAAGCUUAGAUCUGACGGCUACGAUGCUUUUAUCUCCAGAACCUCGUGGGACUCUUCUUUUGAUCGGCUUGAAGGAUGUAGAGUGUUUCGUUGCACAAGAAAGUACGAGUACAUUGACGUCAUGGUGGAGAGUGAUGGCGACGGUGAUGAUGGAAGCAAGUUUAGACGUGUGAUAGUUGAUCUUGAUUUCAAGUCUCAGUUUGAGCUGUUGAAACAUACAAAAGAUUACAAAGACGUGACUGAGAUGCUUCCGAGAAUAUUUGUUGCGACAGAAAUGAGACUCAAAAAAGUUGUUUCGUUGGUUUGUAAUGAGAUGAAAAAGUCAAUGAAGGAAGAAGGAAUGUCUAGACCUCCAUGGAGGACUAAGAGAUACAUGCAAGCCAAGUGGCUCUCUGAGAAUCGUAUAAGAGUGUCUGGUUCUAAUAAAGGAUCUUGGUCUAUGUUUGAUGAUGGUCAAGGAGGUGAAGAUGUUGGGACAACGAGUCGUGGUGGUACUGGUAUGAAAACUAAGUGUUGUUUUCCUAUUUUCUGAGAGAUUAAGCUGAGUUUUUUUUAGUUUAUGGAUUUUAU